GAUGACACAACUGCCGUCUAGCAGUGGCGUGCUGUGCAGCCGCGGGCGCUGUUGUUUACUAACGUGAAGCUGCUCGCGGGCUCGGCGUGGUAACGCACCGGAGGAGAUCCGACGAGGCUCAGCCUUCUUGCCGUUACGGCGUUUUGACUCUGGUUGUUGUUGUUGUUGUUUUUACCAGCUAAAUGUUCCCAUGCAUUACGGUCACGGAAAGCCAGAAAGACACGGGGCUGCUACAGAAGAAGCUGAUAAUCAAAUCUAAACACCGCCUGGCGUAACCAGACAAUUCACCCUGGUGUUUUGUGGCCGACGACAUCCCUGUGAGCUCGUGUCCAGACGUGGAUGAUCUGCCCUCCACCCCUGCGCUAUGAGCAGAGGUAGAGGAGGGCCUUCCAAAGAGCAUCAGCGAUUCUCCCUCCCUCCCCACCAGGGAAAAUCCAGCCUAGGAUUCCCCUCCCAAACGUUCCCAGCCUAUCCUAGGACCCCUCACUUCUCAAGCCCCAGUUCUAGCCGGUUUCCACAGCAUCCUGUUUACUCGUGCCCUGACUCCUCUGGGGCAUUCCACCGACCUUCAUCUCUGCCACCUCCUCCUCUUCCUCCUUUCUCUGAACCUCCGUCAAACGGAGAAGAACGUGGGGUCGAAGGCUUAGACUUCCGGCAGCAGCAGAUCCAGUUCCUUAGAGGCCAGAGCGCUCAGGCACCAAAGUUCAAGGCGUCCCAGCGUGGGGAGCCUCCGAGUCCCAGCAGGCCUCAACAGCGUCAGGCAGGGUAUCAUAGCUCCCCAAGACCUGGCAACUACGGGCAGAGAGGGUACAGCUGGGACAGGUCAGGUUGUGAGAAAGACCCGCACUGCGGGUACCCUCUGGGGGCUAAGAGGGACACCGGUUGGACUCAGCAGCGUGCAGCAGGACAUAAAUAUCUUAACCAGCAAGACAGGCGCCACUGGGACAGCCGGGCGGAUCGCGACGUCUCCUCGCUGGUUUCAGGAGUUCAUAGUCUGUUACUGUUUGAGGACAAUUUUGCGAGGUCGGAGAAUUGUGGCGUUGUCCGUCCUGUGGGUAGAGUUUCCACCUCGCACCAACCGGUUAGGCAUUCUCUUCAGCUGACCACUGACAUCAAGGAGCAGGUUUUUGAUUCUUUGGCCUUGCUGGGGCCAGGCGAGACCCUGCCAGCCAAGGUCUUGGCAAAAAAGCUUCGGUUGCCCAAGAAGAUCGUAAACCAAGCACUGUACUCAUUAUCCAGCCAAAAGCAAGUGGAGAAGGAGGGGGACACUUGUCCUUUGUGGAGACUCCGCAGGGAACGUGAUGCUGAAGACGAAUCACAGUUCAGCAUUAAAACUUCUACGACAGCUCCUCAGGGUAAUUGUGUAAAACUAGAACAAGGCACAGAACCGCUCAGCGACUCCCACAGUCAGGUUUCAGCCCCAGCAGAGGCCAGUGGAGAUUCCAGUGAAGAAUCUUUGGAGAAAGAGGUCUCUUCCAAAACGUUGGAGUUGGACACAUCCUCGUCCACCGCGUGGGCAGCAAGUUUCACCAGAACGAUGACUUCUAGAGUUACUAAAGAGAAGAUCCUACAGUACCUUUAUGAGACAGGCACGGCGAACUCUCUGCUGAUCGCCAAGAAUUUAGGCUUGCGGAAUGCCAAGCAGGUCAACCUCACACUUUACAGCAUGGAGAAACGGGGUGAGGUCAGCCGCAGUUCGGGCCUCACGCCAAUCGUUUGGAAGUUGACACCCCACCGGCGUGACAAGAUGGACCGGCAACGCAAGGCAGCUCUGGGUGCUUCCAGGAGGCAGGAUGGGUCAGAGCAUGUCCGCAUACCAGGGGAGAUGCUGAUGGAUCCAGCUGCCCUAAGCUCGGAGACGGAGGCCGGAGCUCCACAGAAGCCCACCAAUUUCUCCACAGAAGAGUUCAUGAACUGGGAGGGGCUGCCACCCAGUCAGAAGCCAGACGAGAGUAAGGGUCCACUGAGCAAUGGUGCGUCUAGGUGGCCAAUGCCUAACUUCCCAGACUCUAUGCAAGCUCUCCAUCAGGUUCCCCCAGAACAGAGAACUCCUGCUCUCACCAACUGCCCCGCAUCCCAGCACGUGCCCUUUUACCCCGUGGACGACAGGAACGGUGGGAGGCAUUCCGAGUGGGCAUUGGAUGACAUACCAGAGUUCCUGAACACGUUCCGGUCCGAGGUAGCAGUGUCGUUGGCGGCAGCCCCUCCUCCGGCGCCGAGUACGGACGCCAGCAGGCUGCAGAGGCUUCGGGAGGCGUGCGGCAAAAACCCUGUCAGCGGCCUGAUCGAGUACGCGCAGUACCUCGGGCACAGCUGCGAGUUCCUGCUGCUGGACCAAUCGGGGCCCUCACACGACCCCAGGUUCCAGAUGCAGGUGACGCUCAAUGGACGCAGGUUCCCGCCAGUUGAAGCUUCGAACAAGAAAGUGGCGAAGAAAGAAGCGGCAGCGGUCACCCUGCGGAUCCUGUCCCGGGAACGAGAGGGCAUGGCCGGAGAGGAGGACCCUGGAGAAGAGCAGCCUGCCACGGCCACAGCCGAGAUCUCUGACUUUGCCGAGGAUAGCUUUGAGGGCCUCGAGGAGCCUCCCAGGGCGUUGGCACGCUCCAUCCCAGGAGGCAAGAACCCUGUCUCGGUGCUGAUGGAGCACAGCCAGCGCAGCAGCCACGCAGUGGAGUUCAUCAACACGGGGCAGGACGGCCCGCCGCAUGACCCACGGUUCAAGUUCAGAGUGAAGAUCGGCGAAACGCUUUUCCCAGAAGCCUCGGCACCCAGUAAGAAGGCGGCUCGGCAGCUGGCGGCGGAAGAGGCCGUGAAGGCGCUGCAGGCGGCCGGGCGACUGCAGACGCACAAGUCCCAGCACACGUUCUACCCACUGGGUGAGGGCGAGCUGCCCCCGGCGAUGCCCCCGUGCCCAUUGCUGCCCCCGUUGACGGCGGCCGAGCUGCAGGCGGCCCACGAGGCCGGUGUGGGCGACCUCAUCAACCACCUGAACAACAACGCUGUGUCAGGUCUGCUGGAGUAUGCACGUGCACGGGGCUUUGCCGCUGAAAUCAGACUGGUGGGACAGUCAGGACCCCCACACGAGCCCCGCUUCACCUACCAGGCUAAGCUGGGAGGACGCUGGUUUCCCCCUGUUUGUGCCAGUAAUAAGAAGCAGGGCAAACAGGAGGCAGCAGACGCAGCUCUACGAGUGCUGAUCGGGGAGGCAGAGAGGGCAGCACGCACUGGAGAGAUCACACCUGAGUUGCCGGUGUCGGGCAGUACUCUCCAUGAUCAGAUCGCCAUGCUGAGUCACCAGCGCUUCAACGCACUGACGGCACGUAUCCAGCACAGCCUUCUGGGUAGGAAAAUCCUUGCUACCAUCGUCAUGAGAAGAGGAGGGGACAGCCUGGGCACAGUUAUCAGUCUUGGGACAGGCAACCGCUGCGUUAAAGGAGAAGAACUGAGCCUUAAAGGGGACACGGUUAAUGACUGCCACGCAGAAAUCGUAUCCAGAAGAGGUUUUAUCCGGUUUAUAUACAGUGAGCUCAUGAAACACUGGGACAGUCCCAGCAGGCAGGACAGCAUAUUUGAAUCUUCCAAGGACAACAAGCUGAAGAUCAAAUCUGAUGUCACCUUCCACUUGUACAUCAGUACUGCUCCCUGUGGCGACGGCGCGCUCUUUGACAAGUCGUGCAGUGAAUCUGCAGAGGUCCCAGGCUCCGCCCACAUGCCACUGUUCGAAAACGCCAAACAGGGCAAACUCAGGACCAAGGUGGAGAAUGGCGAGGGCACCAUCCCGGUGGAGUCGAGUGACAUCGUGCCCACCUGGGACGGCAUUCAGCACGGCGAGCGCCUGCGCACCAUGAGCUGCAGUGACAAGCUCCUACGCUGGAACGUGCUAGGCCUGCAGGGGGCGCUGCUCAGCCACUUCCUCCAGCCCGUCUACCUGCGCUCCAUCACGCUGGGCUACCUGUACAGCCACGGUCACCUGACCCGGGCGGUGUGUUGCCGAUUGGCCAGGGACGGGGGCGAGUUUAGUAAAGGACUACCCCCAAACUUCACCCUCAGCCAUCCCGAGGUUGGCAGGGUGAGUGUCUACGACUCCACGCGCCACACGGGAAAGACCAAAGAGUCGAGUGUUAACUGGAGCCUGCCUGAUGAGCUCAGUGUGGAGGUGCUAGACGGGACCAAGGGCAAACUGGACAGUCCAAAGCUGGAGGUGUCCCGUGUCUCCAAGUCCAACAUGUUCCGGCUGUUCCGGGCGGCGUGCAGGCGUGCCGGGCGGGCUGACCUGCUGGAGCUGCCCUCCUACGGGCAGGCGAAGGCGGCCGCGCGCCCUUUCCAGCUGGCCAAAGCGCAGUUCUUCCAGGCACUGGCACGGCACGGCUACGGCGCCUGGAUCGGGAAGCCUCAGGAGGAGAAGGGCUUCGAGGCGGGGGAGGGGCUGGGGAAGAGUGAGGGAUGAGGGAGAGGGGAGGAGCCAACGGCGUGAGGCUAGGGACUUCAGCCCUGAAAGAGGGGUUGCUAUGGAGACUGAGCCAUAAACUCUCCAGCAAGCAUCUUUUUUAGAGUGCUGUUCUAAGUGGGUUUUGGAUUCUUUCAUAUGUUGCGUCAUCACCCCAGUCACUGCUGUUUAUUGUAGCCCCAGGUUUGAAAGUUCAUUCUUGUUUUGAUGAGCCCAGGCAGAGCUGGCCACAGGUGACAUUUUGGGUCCCGUAGGUCCCGCAGGUCCCGUGUUCUUCACAGAGCACCUCCUCUCCCGCUGUGCUGACCGUGACACCGUGUCUGUGUGAGUGAUGUGCUGAAGGUUUAUCCCAGCACCUCACUCCUGUUCCAACUCCUUUCACACGCC
This is a messenger RNA of Electrophorus electricus (electric eel), 4834 nucleotides long. NCBI's taxonomy places the organism in Eukaryota, Metazoa, Chordata, Actinopteri, Gymnotiformes, Gymnotidae. The record is from RefSeq and is a predicted model, not a curated record.